AUGGCUAUGGUCUCCGGACUGCGCUCCCACACGGAGCACUGCCGGCCGGGCGACCUGCUGGUUGUCGUGCAUGAAUUUGUUGCCCGCAGCCCGGACGAGCUUGACCUGAAGCGGGGGGAUCGCGUCGAGCUGAUCGAGCGCGACGACGACUUCGGCGAUGGCUGGUUCCUGGGCAAGAACACAGAGAGCGGGGAGAACGGGCUGUUCCCUGAAGUCUACACGCGACCUGCCCCAGCACCCUCCACGACCAACGUGCCCAUGCACUCGCGCGACACCUCGAAUGCCUCGCAGCUGCAAACGCCUACGCAGCCCGUUGCGCCUGGCACCGCGACCUCGCUGUCGUCGCCGUCGACGCAGCCGCUGAGCGCACCCAAGUCGCCUGCCCUCGGCCAGGGCCCAACAGAGCCCCUGAACGUAGCGAACGCGAACGCUGGCGCCGUGGGUGCGCGCAGGACCUCGCUGAAUGCCGCGCCACGGAGCAUCAGCAUGACACUGAAUGGCGAAGAGCCCUAUGAAGAGCCCACAAUAGGGAGCCCAGUCAUGAACGAGACGUUGAGCGUCAUCGACGAGCACAUCACCGACAUGAGCACGCCGCGUCAUAGCGCAGCCGUAGCUCAGCGAGAUCUGAAGCCCGGCAACAUGAACAACGACUCUGGAAGCGAGUACAGCAGCCACCACCGUCUGUCGUACAUCAAUGGCCAGGAAACAGACGACGAGGAGCAGAACUUCCACACAGAAGAGGAGGUCAAGACAUGGUCGCCAGGGCGUGUGGCCGAGUACCUGGAGGAUGUGGGCGUCGAGAGGAAACACUGCGACGUCUUCAAAGACCAGGACAUCGACGGCGAGGCGUUGCUGGGUGUGGACCGCAAUUUCAUCUUCAUGAAGGAAUUCGAUUUGGGGCCAAUGGGGCCUCGUCUGCGCACGUGGAUGAAGAUCAAUGCCCUACAGCAGGAGGUCCGCAAUGCAAAAGAGGCUGCCAAAGCUCUGACGCCGCACGAUAGUCUUGAGGACUUUACACCAAUGGCGGAGACAAUUACAAGAAACAGAGCUUCUUCGUUGGGUGCAGGCAUGCUACCGCGGAUACCUACACUGAGGGAAAGCAUGGGUUCUCGAGGAAGCACUGGUCGCCAGAACACGCCCCGCACAAUGUCUUCUAUAGGACGCUCGACAAGCUCGAUGAUUGAGCCGACAUCUCCACUAAUCAACACAAUUCCAGCUUCUCCACCACUCGGCACCCGCCCUUCUGCAGCUUCUGUUCGCAGUCUCAACCACAACAGGCGGCAUUCCUCAAUUGACUACAAUGUAAAUCUGCCAGCUCCAGGCAAUGUCAAACCUGCAUCAACAGUGCCUGUUGGGCCAGCGCACAGGAAAGCUCCAUCAUUUGACCGCAACUGGACCAUGGGAUCGCCCCAGAAGACUUCGCACGAUCUACAGCGUCCCGUCUCCUCGAACCACAUGCACACCUCGAGCACCAAUGGAACAGCUUUUGAUACCAGAGAAGCCGGCUUGAACGUAGCAAACGAUUUGGACCGAGGCUACUUCUCGGGCGGCGAGGUCGACAAUCGCAAGAACCGUAAUCUGCUUCGAAAGCGAGAUAGUGACAACCCUGUCCGCAACCCUAGCAUUAGCACAUCGUAUAGCCGCCGGCAUAGCAGGAUUGGCAGUGCUGAGUCAGCCAUGCGACAAGGCGCUGUGUCUCCUGCGGCUAAGCAGUACUAUGGAGGAAGUGUCAAGAGCGACCGCUCGAGCGCUUUUGACUUUAUACGUCCUCUAAAACCAGCCAACGAAGGACCGCCCACCGUUACCAAGCUCAGCUAUGACACACCCAGCAUCGAUGCAAUCGCGAAUUCGCCAGCGCUUCCUGGCAGUGAAACGUCAUCGACUGGUCGUGCCUCACCUUCGCCAGGAGGAGUCACACAAUCGAAUUCUUUCUUCAGCAAGAAGUCACGCGCAGCUGGCCUCAGGGCUAUAUCGGAUGCCAUCACUGGUGGGGAGAGGGCAAAUGCGAGCGCUGUGGAUGUCGCUCACUCGUCGAACAAAGAUUCGCCUAUGCAGUCACCAACGAGGACAGGAUCAAGCACACCUUCUGGAACAUCGGUAUCGAAGAGCUUUGAGCUUGACAAGGGUGAUAGGCGACAUACCAGUGGCUCCAAUGCAACCAAAGAGGUGGUGGCCAAGAAAAAGGCCAGCAAACAUGGCACUAGCGCCUAUCUCAAGGGCCGUCAACAGAUUACACCACAGGAAGCCAUGAAGAACUGUGACUACAGCGGAUGGAUGAAAAAGAAGUCUUCCAGCUUGAUGACAACGUGGAAAACUCGUCUGUUUGUGCUGCGAGGCCGACGUCUGUCGUACUAUUACAGCGAGAACGACACAGAAGAAAAGGGCCUCAUCGACAUCUCCUCGCACCGUGUGCUGCCGGCAAACAAUGAAAGAAUGACCGGUCUACACGCGUCCAUCACCCGCGCAGCCUCGUCGCCAUCUUCUCCUCACAAUGCUACCAUCGAGACGACAGCAUCUGUCGACAGCGCGAAAGCUGCGAACAGUGUCGAGGAGAACAUGGAUGGCAUGUUCAUCUUCAAGCUGGUCCCACCCCGCGCUGGUCUGCAGAAGGGGGUGCAAUUCACCAAGCCUAUUGUGCACUAUUUUGCCGUCGAUAGCCUGGCAGUAGGCCGACUGUGGAUGGCAGCACUCAUGAAAGCCACAAUCGACCGCGAUGAGGGCCUUCCCUUCACCACUACGUAUCAGCAGAAGACCAUUUCAUUAGAAAAGGCUCGUGCCAUGCGCCAGCGUCCACCAAAUCUGAUGGAUGAAGAAGAUGUUGACACAGCAUCUAGCAAGAGGAGCGAGCUUGGCAAAGAAAGCAUCCAAGGAAGUACCAUCCACGAAGAAGAUGAGAAGCAAGGCCUCGCUAUUUCAGGACUUGACGAUGCACAGGCACUGCUAAAUUAUGCCGACAAUGGCUCGUACGAAGCAUCCUCAGUCAACGAGUCGGAACAUGAGCAGCAGCAGCAGCCGCAGGAUAAGCCACUCCUACCAAACGUCACCUGA
Messenger RNA from Didymella exigua CBS 183.55, 3048 nucleotides. RefSeq lists its product as uncharacterized. Gene Ontology annotation, molecular function: protein binding. NCBI's taxonomy places the organism in Eukaryota, Fungi, Ascomycota, Dothideomycetes, Pleosporales, Didymellaceae. The record is from RefSeq and is a predicted model, not a curated record. Bases 1 to 3048 code for a protein of 1015 amino acids. Gene Ontology annotation, biological process: actin cytoskeleton organization. Gene Ontology annotation, cellular component: plasma membrane. The transcript has 3 exons.